AUGACGCAGUUGGAAGUGCCCAAAGCACCCUUGUCGCCUAACUCGGCCCGUUCGGUCCAGAUGAAGGAGAAAGCUGCGCAGAUCCGCAAGAGCUUCCAGCGUCCAAAGUUUUGGGUCUUGGGCUUUGGCUGGUGCCUGGCGGCUUGCGCUGGUGCUGCAAACGUCAUAGCUUUCAAGAGCUGGCACCUGUAUGCAUCACAUGUGACUGGCAGUACGUCUGCCAUGGCUUUCCGAUUGGAAGGCUAUCAUCAAGGAGAAUACGGAUCAGAGAGCCUGAAAGAGGCUUGCUUUUUAGUACUGUCUUUCCUACUUGGAGCCUUUGCAUGUGGUGUUUUGAUUGACAAGAAUCAAGUCCACUUCUUGGGCAAGGCCUUUUACGGCUUGGCGCUUGUGUUGAACUCAACCUUGCUGGUGCUAGCCGCAUUUCUUCCAGGGCGGCUGCUUCCGGUUUGCUUUGUCGCUGCCGCCUGCGGACUUCAGAAUGCCAUGUGCACUUCUCAUUUCGGUGCCAUCAUUCGCACGACACACGUGACAGGCACUGUCACCGACAUCGGCUCCACACUGGGCCGUAUCAGCAUGGUCUACCUUCGCAAGGGUUGCCGUCGUUCGCGCUUGGAUGACGUGGAGCGUGCGGAAGUGGGUGUGGACGGUCGAAAGCUUGGGGUGCUCUUUGGAUUGUGGAGCUUCUAUUUCAUUGGUGGCUUAAUUGGGAUUUAUAUGGAGAAUGUUGUUCCCUCGCCGCCUCAGCGAGUUCUCCUACUCCCUGCCACCUUCACUGGAAGCUUGGGCGUCUUCUACAUGGCCUGUCGACAGAUUUUGAAGGACUACAUUAAGAAGUUAGAGAAGGAGCGCUUCGAAUCCGACCUGGAAGAAGCUCAGAAAGUCUUGUCGCACAUGGGCAGCCGGUUGCAGACGCUCGAGCACAGUGACCACUUAGUGGUUGAAUGGGAUGCAGAGAUGGGUCACAUGUUCAAAGCACUUCAUGAAGUGGAGACAGGCUUUGAGAUUUUAUGCCACCAACACAGCCAGGUCCUCGAACAAGAGAAUUCAACCUGA
Molecule: messenger RNA, 1056 nt
Organism: Durusdinium trenchii
Lineage: Eukaryota; Dinophyceae; Suessiales; Symbiodiniaceae
Source: the annotation of a GenBank genome assembly